AUGCACCCGAUGCCUGCAGGGGCGCCGCUCUACAUCCUGGCAGCGGCCGAUCCGAUGCCGCUCGAUCCCACGCCCAUCCCCCGACCACCCGCGCCAGCCGCAGGCGACGACGCAGAGAUGGAGUAUGCGCACACCGUGCGCUGCCGUGCCGCGGCGCGCGAGGCGGCCCGGAGACGGCUCGCAGCGGCGACCCGCAGCAUGGAGAGCCACGCCGCCGCCUCGCGCCGGGGCGCCGGCCUGCACACGGUCGCGGCGGAGCAGCACCCCGAGGACCACGCCUCGGGCACGAACCUCACGAGGGCCAGCCACGUGAUGUUCGUGCACCCCAUGAGCGCGCCGACGAAAAGGCCAGACGCUGUACCUGCGCCUCCAGGGCGGACUCCGACGAGCUUUCCUGGUAGUCGACCCCAUGGAGGACCUGUGGCAGAUCUGCGGGAGCCCUCGGCCGACCGCCAGGAGCCCAACCGAGAGGCGCUCGGUGCCCUCGGGGCUGAGGCCGAGCGGACCCCGGCCCGAGGGCCCGAGGCCCGCCGAGCCGCCCGCCGGGGAGGCGCACGACGCGAGUAA
Prorocentrum cordatum is the source of this 567-nucleotide messenger RNA. The record is from the annotation of a GenBank genome assembly. Lineage: Eukaryota; Dinophyceae; Prorocentrales; Prorocentraceae.